UAAUUGAUUGCUGAUAAUACAUAUCUAAUUUAUAACCUUCAAAUUUGAUUUUGUUGUUUUGGCUUAUAAGUGAUUAUUCAGAACGCAAUUGUCAGAUUUGUAACUACAUUUUAGUUGUUUUGUUCUUUAACCGUGCUGUAUGAACUAAUUUUAAAACAAACUAAUUAAAACUUUGUUCAAAGGAAAAUUAUGGAUGCAUAUCAUAUUGUCCAAAGGUUAUGGUAAAUUGGCCUGGCUGUUAGUGUAAAAGAAAUGUAAGCACACACAUAUACAUAAUAAUUAUCUAUUAUUUAAUAUAGAAUGUUCCCAUUUUACUACACAGGAAAACACACUGACUUUACGAGGAAAGAAGCUAUUUUAACAUUAUUUUGUGCUCUAUUUUGUCUUCUAAAUCACAUUCACAUAAGUCCUGUCCAUUUCACAGUCCAGUGCUCCUCAGUGUUUGACACAGACCAUAAAAGCCUCUUUGAGUUUGUGAACCAUGCUGCCACAGUAGAAAGAUGGUUCCAGUGGGUGACACAUUACCAUACCAUUGAUAGACGACCUCCAGGAGUGGGGAAACAGUAUCGAGCAUAUUUUUACAUACCUUAUCUUGGUUACGAAAAAAUGGAUUUCAAGGUGGUUAAGUUCUCAGCAGACUCUCAUCUUAUAUUACAAUCAACUCAUGUUCUACAGCCUGAAGUGGAAGUGACAGUAUUAGCACUGGGCGCGGACAAGGCCUUGUUAACAAUGAACAUUACGUUCAAACAGGGCUCACUUCUCUACCAGUUGACUAUUGGAACAUACCUGAGGUAUAUGGCAAAAAAGCAUAUGGAAGAUGCAUUAAUGAUAUUGAGUUCUAUUAAGCAAAAUUUAAAGUUUACGUAAGACUGACUUGAAUCUUAAAUCUCAAAAUCUGUGAUCUUUUUUAAGUGAAUUAAACUAUUUCAUACGGGA
Homalodisca vitripennis (glassy-winged sharpshooter) is the source of this 936-nucleotide messenger RNA. RefSeq lists its product as uncharacterized. Lineage: Eukaryota; Metazoa; Arthropoda; Insecta; Hemiptera; Cicadellidae. The record is from RefSeq and is a predicted model, not a curated record. The transcript is spliced from 5 exons. The coding region runs from base 301 to 867 and encodes 188 amino acids.